Molecule: messenger RNA, 1075 nt
Organism: Mycena citricolor
Lineage: Eukaryota; Fungi; Basidiomycota; Agaricomycetes; Agaricales; Mycenaceae
Source: the annotation of a GenBank genome assembly
UGCGCCGCUGAAUGGUUUCCUUCACACUGUUAUCGUUAUGAUAUUGUCAGGCUGACACAUCGCCCCACGCCAGCACCUUGCGCCCACUCCAAGAGAUUCCAACUCAAGCUUCGGAACGCUACUGAUGGUGUUGUCGCGGUCCGAACGUGGCGCGCUUGCACGCAAGACAAAAAACCAGCACAUACCCGUGGUCCUGAAGGCAUCGGCUCGCGCUAGAGCUGGCAUCAGCUCUUCGAAGCUCCUUCGCGACCUCAAAGCCUCACCAAGCGACUCACCCGGCGCAGCUCUGCCCCUCAUCUCUGUGAUCGAGGCGGAUACUCUACAAGCAGCUUUCCCUCUAGCCACAGAUGGCAACGGCAAGGUCGCGAUACUCUCGAUGGCUUCCGAGCUUCGACCUGGCGGUGGAUUUCUGUCCGGGGCGAACUCCCAAGAAGAAAGCCUUUGCAUGCGGACCACACUGUAUCCGGCGCUGAGAGACGACUUCUACCGCCUUCCAGAUGUUGGUUGCAUCUAUACGCAAGAUAUCUGCGUGUUCCGGGGUACAUACCCUCCCGGCGGCGAAUCCACGGCACCAGGCGCGGAAGUCAACCCACCCUCUCAGUGGUGGUUUGUCGAUGUCAUCUCGUGCGCUGCAGUGCGCGGACCGGAUGUGGACGACAACGGCCUGUCCUAUGCAGUGGACCAGCAGCGCGACCUCAUGCGAGAGAAAGUCAAGUGCAUUUUCCGAGCUGCUGCCUCUCAAGGAUGCAGACGUCUCGUUCUCGGUGCGUUCGGCUGUGGGGCGUUUGGGAACCCACCAAAUGAGGUGGCACUGCUCUUUCGAAGGGCACUGCUCGGAAGAGAGGGCAGGGCAUCUGAGUUCGCAGGUUCAUUCGACGAGGUUGUUUUCGCCAUCAGGGGCGGUAGGCAAGAUACAUUGUCUACUUUUCGGUUUGUCCUCGAUGUGUAAUGAAGGACAUCAUUGCUCUGUCCUGAGAUAUGAGCAACUACAGUCGUUCAUGACAGUUAGGAGUCAAAUGGUGUCAUCAGUCUCGAUUGAUCUCAUCAAUGUCGAACUCAAAAAGAUUGACUUAAC